AUGAGGGUUGGUUGGACAACCAAUUACAGUGUCUCCAAAACGGUUUCGAGAUUUUUACAUAAUUGGAUUGUGGAUCUGGUUUACGUUUUGAAAACGGAUACCGUUAUAGGAAAUUUUGCGAAUUUGCAAGAAGCCGUCGAGAAUGGGUAUAAGUUUGGUGGUCGAGCUGGUAUUUCGGUGUUUUUUGAACAUGAUCCACAGAUACGCGAUGAAUUUGAAAUAAUACCAGAAACUCGGUUUGAAGAUACUUUUAAGGAUGUCGUGGAGGGAAAAACUAAAUUUGUAUUUGCUUUAUCUUUGGAAUACGCUUGGGCUUAUUGCCUGUCGCAGGGAAUUAAUGAAAAUGAAUGUGGUCAUGUUUUGUCAGACUCCAUUAUGACCGUACCUUUGGUAGUUUGGACGAAAAAGGAUUCGCCUUUUAUGCGACCUUUAUCGAUGUGGUUACAAAGAUUUUUGGAAAGCGGACUACUUGAACGUGAUACUGUAAAACCUGUAACUGUAAGAGCUUCACGGUUAUCAUCAGAUCCAACCCCACUCACUCGCAAACAGACCGUCAGUUGUUUUCUAUUCUUGUUGAUAGGAUACGUUUUGUGUAUUUUUGAAUUUUGUUUAGAAAACUUGAAAAUAAAAUUCUUGCCUAAAAAUUAA
Messenger RNA from Parnassius apollo (apollo), 648 nucleotides. The record is from the annotation of a GenBank genome assembly. NCBI's taxonomy places the organism in Eukaryota, Metazoa, Arthropoda, Insecta, Lepidoptera, Papilionidae.